This is a messenger RNA of Chara braunii, 5551 nucleotides long. NCBI's taxonomy places the organism in Eukaryota, Viridiplantae, Streptophyta, Charophyceae, Charales, Characeae. The record is from the annotation of a GenBank genome assembly.
UCUUAUUCUUAGUCCGGGAGUGUCGGGGCCAAUUUGGCCAUGGAGAGUUUUGCGACUCCUUAUCCCGUCGUUUUCUAUGAUGGAGAAGAGGAGCAUGACCGCGGGGUUAUCGGUGUGCAUUCCGUUCUAACCUUCAAGCGGUUUCAGGCAAUGGUGAGCCAGAAGACAGGGCAGCCAGCGAGUAGCGUGUCCGCCGUGUUUUGUUACAGGCGAACCGUGGGUGAUGUGGAGAAGAGACUGAAGCUGCCAAUCAAUGAGAACACAAACUUUAACAUCAUCUUGAAUCAACACAAACCGAGCAAGGAGAAGGAUGCUCGCUUCCUGAUCACCCUGAAGAAGUCUAAAAGAGAGAGGAAGUGUGUGAGGAAGAAAUCUGCAGAGCCAGAGAAUGGCGAGGAGGACGAUGACACCUCUUCUAAUCGAGGGGAUUCUCCUCCGCCUCCCCCUUCCCAGGCGUGUCGUGAUGCUGAUAGGCCACCAUCGGCUGAACUUGCUCUUCUAAACCAACAGAGAUCAUCGACCUUGUGUUCUGCAGGUGCCUCAAGCCCCUCUGCUGGAAGUGCUCCGAUCCCAGUCCCCUCAUCGAUGAGCAGUACGCCCCCUUCCCCUUCUUCAUACUCCUCUCCGCGUUCCCCCUCGCCGCCUCAUUCUCAAUCCCCUCCUCGCCUCUCUCACCCUUUGUCUCCUGCUCAUCCUGCUUCCCACCACCCCUCCUUUUCCCCUCUGACUUCAAUCUCUUUGCAGUUGUCCUUGGCAGCCUCCUCCUCACCCCAAGUACCGCCGUCGUCUUUCUUGGUCCCCUCAAUUCCAUCCCCAUCUUCUUCACCUUCACCUGUGCCCUCUGCUGGUUCCCCUUCCCUAUCCUCGCCCCUUUCGGUGUCGGUGCAACCCUCUUCAUCGAGAGUGCUCUUCCCCUCUAUGAUGCCAUCCCCUGGCCUCUCCAGUCCAUCCCUUCACCACCACCAUCAACAACUGCAACAACAGCAACAGCAACAACAACAACAACAACAGCAGCAGCAGCAGCAGCAACUUCAACAACAACUUCAGUCUCUGCAGCAGACAGCGACACUCGCACGGACACAAAUGAAUGGUUUGGAGAGAGUGUCCUUGGCGACUGGGAUGGCUGAAGGUGGGAGAGUGGAACGGACGCUCAUGAGACGCGACCCCCAGGCAACUGGACGACAACUACAUCAGCUGCAGCAGCAGCAGCAGCAGCAACAGCAGCAACAGCAGCAACAGCAGCAACAGCAGACGCCAACCCAAAUGCAGGACCAGCAACAGCUUCAGCAUCAAAUCAAUGGGUCCUUGAUGUCCAUGGUGCAAUCAAGGUGGCAAGGUAGUUUGGGGAUAUUGCCGCGGACAGCGGCAAGUGGGGGCGGAAGCAGCUUGCAGCAGCAGCAAGUUCUUAGCAAAGCAGAUGCUAACACUCUCCAACAGCAGGUGAAUCAUCACCUCCAGGUGCAAGCUCAGCUGCAGGUGCUGCAGCAGCAGCAAAGAGGGCAGGAGAUCGAACGACAGAUUCAGCAGCAGCAGCAGCAGCAGCAGCAGCAGCAGCAGUUGGAGCAGCAGAUGCAGGAACGACUCGACAGUGAUGCCAAUGAGAGGAUGCUGGAGAGGUUGCAGCAGUAUCAUGCUGCACGACAAAUGCAUUUCGAGCAACUGCCGUCCCUGGCAGGACAACAACAGGUCCACGGAUCCCCACCACCACAGCCUCACACCCACGUUCAUCUCGCACAACCGCUGGAGUCGAUGGACCAGUCUCAGCAGCAGCAGCAGCAGCAGUUUCUUCUGACCAACUCGUCGGCGUUGCGGAUCGCAGGUCUCUCUCGUCAAUCUGUGCCUGUAGGUUCUGUCCUUGAGAGGAACAACAUGAUUUCUGGUUCAUCGGGACAUUCGAGUGCCGCUGCGCUGUCCGCUCAGGUGACAAAUUCGGGUGCUCACGCGACUGGGUCGCCCGUCUCGACGCCCUUGUUGAGACCCCUAUCGUCAACCGCCUCUGCUGCGGGAUCUCUGAUCUCCUCCUCCUCCUCCGCUGUCGGCCAAACGGCUGCAGCUGCAAGGUUCGCCGCCGCGUUCGCGGCCGCUGCCACCCAGGCUUCAAUGUCAUCGACGUUGAAUAAUGUACGGCAUUACCCAAUGAGAGUGUCGUUACAGUCGCCGUUGGUGCAGGGGGGGCACACUGGUAUGCCGGCGCAAAUCAUGGCGCUAGAUUUGAACGGAGUCCUGAGCGGUAUUAUGGCGGCGGGCACUGCCAACAACGAGUCGGUCCAAAAGGUCAGUAAGAUGAGCAGUGGCAGUCUUCGCGGCGACAGCAUCAAGUUCUGCAAGAUAUGCAGCCAUUGGCGAGAAAACAGCUGGGCUACACCUGCAGGUCCUGUUCCUUUCCACUGGUGUGUUGAUGAUCGGGUCUGGGGUGGGUUUCACGGUCCCCCUCCUGCUGGCCCUAUUGAACGGCCGGUCAAGCGCCAUGUUGAAGCGGCGGCGUAACUGCGCCAUUUGUCAAAGACGGUGUGGUAAAAUAGGCACACACAUAACGCAUCAUUGGGGUUUAGGAAUUUUGGCAGUCGUCAUGGCUUAUGACAGCUUAAACUGAUCUUUGAGUUGCAAGUGCUUCUCUUGUGAUGAUGGUGGCAUCACAUUCAUUGUCAGCACGGGGGGGGAAGGGGCUUUGCGAGGAGGUGUCUUUGUGUUUCGCGGCGUGUGUAUCGGGGGGCCACUGGAGGUCAUGUGGCAGGUGCAGGACGUGAUUCCGAUAUUGGAGGGACAACAUGCGUACAGGAUGUAGAGCUCAGAUGGGGGUCUACUUCAACAGAAGGUCAUAUAUGCAAGGGCAUCAGUGGGAAAGGAGAGAUACCACGCCAUAUGAUGCCGUGGGUACGGUGAUUGAUUGCCGACGCUUGACCCACCAGGGGAAGGGGCAGACUGAUCAGUGCUGGAGCCAGAUGGAUACGACUCUUUUCUAAGAGGGCUUGUUGGGCUCGGUCCUGCUGUGCCUUUUUGUUGACAUCAUCUGCAAAUGGACAGCGACGGGGGAACUCCAGGUUUGCAGUGAUAUGGGGUGGCCAGAGACGAACCCAACACUACCAUGCCAAUUUGGAUGCUUGGGCAGGGUGACUUGGGGGUUGGGUUGGGUUUUUGGGGGGGGGGGAGGGGGGUAGAGGGUUGAGGGGAGGGGUCAAAUAGGGAUUGCACCUACUCCGGAAGAGGAGAACCAGGUGUACUUACGAGCGAGGGACCAAAGGAAAGGGUAUGAUGGUGGCAGUGGAACCAGCAUUCCUUUUUUGGAGAGUGUAUGGCGUGAAGGUGGGUGCCGUGCUAAAAGGAUAUGGUGGGAUUUGGAGGCCAGGUUCUUCUCUGUCUUUCUUUGUGAAAAAAGAUGCGGGAUGAAUGAAGACAAGGAAUGGGGAAAGAAAAGUCCCCACCACCCUGUGCAGGUUUUGCUCUUGUUGGUGGUGCCAUUGGUAGCAGAAGGAAGCCCUCUCAGCCAGCUCAGGCUCAGGCAGGAGCUCAGUUCUCGCAAGCGACCGCCGCCAGGUCUCGUAUGCCACCGGAGUGGAGGGGAGGAGUGUUGCUGAAGGGUUUCGGGCCUGCGGGCCGGGCCUACUGGCCGAUGGUGGCCAAGGCCGGUCGUGGACAGCCCUGGAGGAGACCCUGAAGGGGAACAGGUGAGUCAAUGCCAAGCAGAUCCGCACACAGAGUGGAAAACCAGGACAAUGUUUUUAUCUUGCUGGGCGGUGACAAGUGCUGGAGGUUCUCCGUCUGUGGCAGUCGUGGCUUUGUGGGGGCUUGGACGCCGGUCGAUGUGAGCCGAGCGUCACUUACAGCGGGAGAUGGGUAAUUAAUUAGAAGUUACGAGUUAGAACGAUGACAACAAGCAGGAAAUAGUCAGUUAUAUAAAUGUGCAGAGUUGCAAAUGCACAAGUUGUGGGCUCUGUGGAAGGCAUGAUGAUGAAGGGAAAAGACAAAGAGAAAGAGAUGAGAGCUUGCUACGGAGCGAGCUUGAGAUUAUGUAGCAUAUGGGAUUUUUCUUCAGCAAGGAUGGGAUAAAUUGGAUAAUUGAUUUACCAGUUCACACGCGUGGAGUGGAGUGGUCAUUUUGUGUUAUGCAGGAUGGUCGACGCCAUGCUCGUAAUCGGGCUUGCUUUCCUGGAUGUAUCUGACCGGAAGUCCCACCCACCUUGACGUGGAUGCACCUGACCGCAAUGCCAUCCAGAGCUCAGUCGAAAAGUCCGGAGUUAGAGUGUGUGUGCUCUGAAGUGCGGAUCACAACGUACGGGGCAAGACUACUGGCAAGCCAAGCCAAGUCGUACCUGACGGAGUGACUGACUACGAGCUCGCUCCGCUGCACGACAUCUUUUAUGUAUAUGGAGCUGGUGGUGGUCUCGCACACAUUCAAAAUAGUUUUAUCAGUCCAACUACAUGUGGUCCAUUGGCUGUCCAGAUACAUGCAUUCAGAACAGUUUGAUUGGUCCCAACUGCAUCUGGUCCAUCUGCAGUCCAGGUACAUGCAUUCAAAAUAGUUUGAUCAGUCCAACUGCAUCUGGCCCAUUUGCAGUCCAGGUGCAUGCAUUCAAAAUAGUUUGAUCAGUCCAACUGCAUCUACAUGCAUUCAAUUUUGAUCAGUCCAACAGCAUCUGGUGCAUUUGCAGACCAGAUACAUGUGGAACGUUGAGUAACGGAGCGAGGUCCUGUGUGUUGCAGUGAGUUCUGACAACAGAAUUCUCCUUUUUGUUAUUCCAAUCGACUGCUGCUGCCGCCUGCCUCCGCUGCUUUUCCUCGUGUUCCAUCUUUUCGCCUUUUUUUUUUUUUUUCCGCCGCCUAUCUGGAGUUUGAGGCACUCUGGUCCUGGGUGUGGUAGAUAGAGAGCGAACUACUCGAUGUAUCGUGUCCGUCCGUCGUCAGAUAAAAAAAUUGCAGGGUAUCUCGUCCAUCUGUCCGUCCGACGUGGUAUUCGUGAGCUCUGCUGUGUUGACGUACUGUAUGUGUAUUCGCUGUUGACUUCACCAUUUAGUUGUUUCUCUGAUUGGAGCAAUUAACCCUGGGGUAGUUUCAAGGUCGGUAGUAGAAGGAGGGUGGGUGGGUGGGAAUCCGGAUCUCCACACAAUGGGAGGUCGUAUGUGGUGUGGGCGCAGAGCUGCAAACUGUCUGCUACGAUCCUGAAUGAAUGCUCGUAUAUGGGGUAAGGGGAGCAGAGGAUUGUAGAGACGUGUAUGAAGCGUGGAGGGUGGGCAACGUACGCGUCUGCUGAGUAGUUGGCGUGGAUGUGAUUUUGAUGUGUACCGUGGCAGUUGUACCGCACCUAUUUCUUGAGGGCUCUUCGGAAAAAGAUAUAAGCUACUUUUGGGUCUUGAGUUGAGGGUAAGAUAUUUUUGGAGGAUAGACAGGAAGGAGGAGGACCCUAAAUCGACGGACUGAUGGAUGGAUGGACGGACGGAUGGAUGGAAGUCCGUCGCACACUCAAGGGCAGGAGAUGAAUUGAGCGCGAUGCUUGCAUAUCUGAUGUUAUCGAAGUCUGUUGAAAAAGUCGAUGAAAUGAAGGCCAGGACCGCCA